Knipowitschia caucasica is the source of this 525-nucleotide messenger RNA. The record is from the annotation of a GenBank genome assembly. Lineage: Eukaryota; Metazoa; Chordata; Actinopteri; Gobiiformes; Gobiidae.
AUGAAGAAUAGACAACAACACAAUGUGCACAACAGAGCUCUCCUCCGCACCAGGAUCAUGGCUAAUGCGCUGCGCAGUGACGUCAUCAUGCUAGCUGAGACCACAGGACCCAGGACCAGAGGAGCCAAGAUCAGAGGAACCAGGACCCGAGGCAGAGACCAGAGGACCCAGGACCAGUGGAGCCGAGACCAGAGGAACCAGGACCAGAGGCAGAGACCAGAGGACCCAGGACCAGUGGAGCCGAGACCAGAGGAACCAGGAUCAGUGGAGCCGAGACCAGAGGAACCAGGAUCAGUGGAGCCGAGACCAGAGGAACCAGGACCAGAGGCAGAGACCAGAGGACGAGACCAGAGGAACCGAGACCAGAGGAGCCGAGACCAGAGGAGCCGAGACCAGAGGAACCGAGACCAGAGGAACCGAGACCAGAGGAACCGAGACCAGAGGAACCGAGACCAGAGGAACCGAGACCAGAGGAGCCGAGACCAGAGGAGCCGAGACCAGAGGAGCCGAGACCAGAGGAGCUGA